Messenger RNA from Caretta caretta (loggerhead turtle), 4305 nucleotides. RefSeq names its product leucine rich repeat containing 3 (gene LRRC3). The record is from RefSeq and is a predicted model, not a curated record. Lineage: Eukaryota; Metazoa; Chordata; Testudines; Cheloniidae. Gene Ontology annotation, cellular component: plasma membrane. Gene Ontology annotation, molecular function: protein binding.
GCAUGGUGUGUGGCUUGUGUGUAUGCCGAGGCAAAGGAAAGCACCACAGAGAUGGAGACAUGAGGACUGAACAGACAGCAACAAGUGGUGGACGGGGUUUAAACUCUGCUAGCCCUGCUGGAUCUCACCCAGACUCAGGCAUACCGGGCUGGAGGGACAGCACUGGCUACAUGCUUGGCAGCUGAAGGAGGAGAAUGACAAAACCUGAACGGCAGCCAAAUGGUUUUACCUCAACUCAGAAACAAAAGAGCGCACUUUGAAAGACAAGAAAAGAGAGUAUGUGAAUGCCUCCAGCUAGUCCCUUUGCACACCUGGAGAGGUUAGCUGGCAAAGACUAACAUUUCCCAAGCAGCCAUGCAGAAGUGUGCCCCGUUGAGACGAUGAUCAGAAUGUUCCUGGCACACCCGGCAUCCUCACUGGCACAGCUGUCCUCUGCACGCGUCUUCUUCUGCCUCCUCCUGUGCAUCCCUCCUGUGUGGACCUCCUGCCCCCAGCCCUGCCAGUGCACAGAUCACUCGGGAGCCAUGGCUGUGCUGUGCAGCUCAAAGCAUUUGGACGCAAUCCCAAAGGACAUUCCCCAAGAUGCUGUGUUUGUGAAGCUCGAUGCAAAUAAAAUCACCCAGAUCCCCAACAACGCGUUCAAACACCUGAACCACUUGGAAGAGCUGGACCUCUCCAGAAAUGCCAUUGAGAAGAUAGACAUGGCAGCUUUCAGAGGGGUGGCAGAUGGGCUGCGGACGCUGGAUCUUUCCAAUAACCUUAUUCAGAGUAUUCCCAAGGAAGCCUUGGUCAAAUUGAAUGCUAAGAUCCGCUUGUCCAAUAACCCGUGGCACUGCGAGUGCGCUUUGCAGGAGGUGCUCUGGGAAGUGAAGCUAGAUCCCGAGUCGGUGAACGAGAUCACCUGCCAAACCUCUGUGCGGGAAGAAUAUGUCGGGAAGCCUUUGAUCCAGGUCCUGGACUCUGGCGUCAAUUUCUGUAACAUCCAUCAAAAGACCACGGAUGUUGCUAUGUUCAUCACCAUGUUCGGCUGGUUCACCAUGGUCAUCACCUACGUGGUGUAUUAUGUUCGACACAACCAGGAAGAUGCUAGGAAGCACCUGGAGUACCUUAAAUCACUGCCUAGCACCCAGGUCCCUAAAGAGACCAUCAGCACGGUCCUGUAAUGCCAAGCACAGAGCACUGUGUCAAGAAAUGCCUCGGGGGAAGCAAUCUGCUUCUGACCUGCUUGCACAAGGUUUUCUAGGAGGGUUUUAUGUGACACUUGAUAGAAACAUGAAAAUGUAUUUUGUUAUUAACCGAACUGUGGCCACAAGCUUGUAAGGGAACAGCAGUGCCCCUGUUUACGUCACAUCCCUUGCCAUGGCGGGUUACUCAUUACUAACUAAGACACCACAGGAUACGUCCUGGCCUCUACAGAAGGUUAGAGAGCAGAACCCCAUAGUCCUGCCUGCCUCUGUCACUCCAGAGCGUGGUGUUCCGGACAGCAGAAUGUGCAGCCAGAUAUCAACGGUCUCCAGCAUCUGGAGGGAGUGCGGGGAUCCUAAGUUGUACCGCUAAGCAGUCAGGAUCUGCUCAGCACCAUCAGCAUGAGACCAACACACAGGGCCUGUGCCUGCAACUGACACAGCCGUGUGACCCUGGAGCCUAAGAAACCAAUAACUGCCCCAAGCUGCAUUUCCCCGGCCCCACCCCAAGUUCCCUGCUAGAGGGAGCCCUCCGCACUGAUAGAGGGGUCAGCCACCAUUACAGCACCGGCCCCUCCUCGCCCCACAUGGGCGAGAACAGCUUUGGGGGCAGGCCAGGGAUCUGCCUGCUCAUGCUAUGUACUGGUUGGGCUCUGCACACGAGCAUGCUGGCAGCUCUGUGUGGAAGGCCCUGCUCUGGGUCCCUGCGCGGGGAGCAUCCACAGCCAGGUAGCUAGAUGGGCACACAAGCCAAACCAGCGCGUGUUGGUACCUUCAGCCGGGGAGAACGCCCCAGAAGUGGGAGAUUAGUGGGUCACCGUCAGCUUCUGUCAUGCCAGAGAGACUCACGCUCAGCCCUGGGGCCUCCUACCUGGGUCACCGUUCAAUGGGGUCGACUCACCCUCUCCUGCCCCCUUCUGGGUCCUGGGCAACGUUCCCUGAUGAGAGGAGAAAAAUGAGCUGUUUGCCCAGGCCCUCCCCAGUACCGCCCACUCCAGUCAUGUGUCAGACCCCACCAAUCAUGAGAUCGGCCCCCAAAUCAGGAGGGUUUUGGUUUAAAGAGUGCAAGGUUGGGUUUGGGCUAGUUUUGGAUUUUUGAAAAAAAAAAUUGUGACAGUCAGUGCUGCCAGCUCUUCCCCGUGUGUGUGUGAUAGUUGCCAUGCUGCCAGCUCUCCCCAGCAGACAGAGUCGGGGACUCUGCCCCCUGCAGAGGCUCUCACUGCUGCUCCGUGGGGCAGCACUUCCAGUUUCUCCCCAAACCCCAACAUUCUAACUCAUUAAUUCUGAGUCCUGCCCCCCCCCCGCCCACAUCUGCACCCCCCCUGCCCCCAGGCAAUAAUUAAUUAUACGACCUCAGCCCCCGCAUCAGUGCUGAUCCCCCAUUGGCCCUUUCCCCAGCCCUGCAUCUGCUCCUCCUGCAGGGUGUGUGUGUGUGUGUGUGUGUGCAGGGAGAGGCAGCCCCUUCCCUACCACAAGACUCCUCCGGCUCCUAAGGGGAUGGGGGCAGAGCCCUGCCUGCCUCCUGCAGCAGCUCUCAGCACUGCGCCCCACCUCCUGCCCCGGGGCUGCUGCAGCCAGGGGAUGCUACCAGGAAUGGGGCCAGACUCCAUGCAGCGGCACAGCAACACCGGCAGGCCCUGGGAAUCUGCUGAGUCUGAGGGCGGGGCCUGUAAAGGAGAAAGCCCCGCCCCAACGGGCAAUGGGAGGAGCUCCAUGACAGGAGCCUUGUGAGAGUCCUUCUCCUAGAGCCCCCUCUUGGGGCACUGGUCAUGGGAGGGGAUGAGCCAGCACUGCUGGGCGAUUAGCUAGGUACUGGCUGGGCGGGUUAGCUAGUUACUGACUGUCUGUCUGCGGGGAUAGCAAGUUACUGACCAGCUCUCUGUCUGGGCAGUUUAGCUAGUUACUGCCUGCCUGUCUUGGGGGGAGGGUAGCUAGUUACUGUCUGUCUGUCGGGGUGGGUUAGCUAGUUACUGUCUGUCUGUCUGGGGGUGGGGGGUUGGCUAAUUUCUGUCUGUCUGGGAGUGUUAGCUAGUUUCUGUCUGGGUGGGUUAGCUAGUUUCUGUCUGUCUGUCUGUUGGGGGGGGCAGUUAGCUAGUUAAUGUCUAUCUGGGAGUGUUAGCUAGUUACUGUCUGUCUGUCUGGGGGAUGGGGGUUAGCUAGUUUCUGUCUGUCUGGGAGUGUAAGCUAGUUUCUGUCUGUCUGGGUGGGUUAGCUAGUUUCUGUCUGUCUGUCUGGGAGUGUUAGCUAGUUACUGUCUGUCUGUCUGUCUGGGGGUGGUGGUUAGCUAGUUAAUGUCUUUCUGGGAGUGUUAGCUAGUUUCUGUCUCUCUGGGUGGGUUAGCUAGUUUCUGUCUGUCUGGGAGUGUUAGCUAGUUACUGUCUGUCUGUCUGUCUGUCUGUCUGGGGGUGGUGGUUAGCUAGUUAAUGUCUUUCUGGGCGUGUUAGCUAGUUUCUGUCCAUCUGUCUAGGGGGUUAGCUAGUUACUGUCUGUCUUGGGGUGGGGGGUUAGCUAGUUACUGUCUGUACAGGCUUUCUGGAUGUAAAGUACCAUAGGGGACCUGUAUCGUUGUUGUUUGGUUUCACUCUGGGUGUGCAUGUUCCUGUUUCCACACGUGCAGUUUUCUUCUGUCCCCAGCAGUGCUGUGUGUGGGGAGCCAGUGCAGGAGGCCGGCUCAUACCCUCCCAUGGACACUGUCCCUGAAGAGGUCUGAGAGAAGGACUCUCCCCAUGGGCACUGUGGAUAAUGAGAGAUGGUUGGGCUACAAAGGGAGUAGCCGGCCCUCACGCCUGCCUACAGCUUUACUAGCUUCUCAGUUAUGUCCCCAGUGAAGUAAUGAUGGAAGGAACUAACAAUGGGCGUGCGUGCUGCAGAAAUAGGGCGUGACCCUGAUCCUCUUCCAUUGCCUUUGCUGAGGGAAAGGUGGCUGUUCUGACGGUGUUCAUGCUCCACUACAGCGGCGGAUGGCUUUGGUUAGCGAGCGGACCAGGCGGAAAAGGGGCUGUUCUCCCACUUUCCCACCCAAGUGCCUCCUCUGCUCUGCAUACGGCACCUCAGGUUGGCACCAAAAUGCUGCUGCUUUUCUAACCUUCCCUUUCUCAAUAAAGUCACACAGAAUUGCCAA